AUGGAGGACUACAGGCGAGCAAAUGGCAGUGUGGUAGAACACCAGUUGCUCAUAAGAGAAUGUUUUAUUCUCUAUUUAUUGAGGAAGGGAUUCCUGUUACAUUUAGAAACUCAGUUGUUGCACCAUUGUUGGUUAAGUAAGUCCAUCAUUUCAGUGAAAAAGAAGGCAUCUCAGUUUGGGGAUUACACUGAGGUACAGAGAACUAGUCUCUCUCUUUCUCUCUCAGGUGCUUACAACUCACACUGUUUCUGCUGGUACCUGCUUCAACCUCUGCCUCCCAAGCUAUGUUGAUCCUAUCCUGUCCUUCCAAGUUGCGGUUCCUGGAAGGACUGCUGAAGAAAAGCCUCCCUCAGACACUUCAGGUGAUCUUGAGCCAUGUAUUCUGGGUUAUUAGCUAGGAAUAUGGUACCAAAUUCUUGCAUCUUCCCAAAGAUCCAAAUUCAGAAUCUGAGAAGUUUUUUUAAAUCCAAUAAAUAGGUGCUUGAAUAGGGUACCAUACAGAUAUACUCCACAGAGAGCUAAUAUUGGCUGCAGCUCCAUACUGAGGGUACAGUUGGUGUGAAAUGUGUAUAUAGUAUGUGAAAUGUCCAUGUGAAUUCCUACAAUUAGUUCAUUGGGUGAUAGGUACUAAGUCCUCACUAGGGAAGAGGGAGAAAUGUGAUUCAGUUUGCAUUUAUAGGUGAACUUACCUAAUUUGCACAUUCUGAAACAAUGCAUGACAAAACUCAGCUGCCCUUUGAAAUCUACAUUUCUCUUAUGAAGUUCUCCAGCCAAGUAACAUUCACAAGACUGAGAGGGUAAACUGUGCGUUAAAAAUGCACAUGUAAGUAAAAUGACAUUGUAUUGCGGAAAUUGCUUUCUAAAAAUGUGUGAAUUAUUAAUAAUCAUGCAUAUUAAGCGAAAUUAACACAAAAAUGCCAAUGAACUUUCAUUUUUGUAAAAAAAUGCAAACUGAUGUAGAAAUGUGGAGGACUGAGCUUAAGACGAGAAAAAUGAUAAACUGAGAGAAACAGAAAAUCAACUGAUUCUUCUAUCCCUGUUCAUCACUCAGGACACCCCACUCAAGGCACGCAGCAGAUACAAGCCCGACACACCACACCACAGAUGGCCUCCCCAGAUCCCACACAUUUCUCCCAGGCUGCCUCCUUCAACUGCAGCACCAACUCUGACAUCCUUUGACUUUUGACAGGUCUGUGGUGAAGUCAUGAACAUAAACCGUGGGAACCCAGUGGGCCAUGAGGUGAUUGUGGAUUCUUGGCCAGAUUUCAAGGCGGUACUGACUCGUCCACAGAGAGGGGUAAUAGCCUUUUUGCAAAGGGUAGCUCAAUGGGUAGAGCAUGAGCCUCUUAAUGUCAGGGUCAUGGUUUGGAGUCCCAGGGUGGGCAAAGAGAUUCCUGCAUUGCAGGGGGUUGAACUAGAUGACCCUCGUGGUCACUUCCAGCUCUGUGAUCCUCUGAUUUUGUGGGAGGUGCUUGGUGGGAUGUCAGCAGGAAAUGCUGCGUGUUCUGUGCUGGGGCCUCCUCUAAGCCAGGCUCAAACUGAAAGGGGAUGUUGGCUUUGGUCUAGGAGCGCACCUUUGGCAUUAACAGCUGCCAAAGGGAGCAGGUGAAACUUCAUCAUUUCAUCUCAACAUCUGGAAAAGCUUUACCUGUUAAACUGUAUUCUCUCUUUUAGACUGUUUCUGACAGUUCAGAUUCCUUUAACAAUAUAUAUGCAGCAUUUUAUCGGGAUCUUGAUGCAUACCGGAGACUGUUGCUUGACACAGAUGCCAUCAACUGGGACCAAGCCUUUUCUCUCUGUGGUAACAAGUUGUUCUUUCUAAGGAAGGAGUUAUGAGAUAAGGAGACUCAGUUUAGUUACUUAAUCUAAAUUUGAUGAGGAAAUGGAAGUGACAAAAGUGAAUGUAAUGGAGAAACAUGAGCAAAAUAAAUACAAAACAAUACAUGGGGUGGCAGGCGGACACAUGAAUUAGAUUCCAGGUUUUUCUGGAUCUGGGUAUCUGAGAAGCUAUCUUGCCUCCUACAGUCCACUCCAGUCUCAUGAGGAUUGUUUUUUUAAAAUGAAAUGUAGAGAACUGAACUGAGAAAUUGAGAGAAAUUAAAAGUGACAGAUUUGCUCUUCCCUACAGACUGCACACGUAUUUUCUCCACAGCACCACAAGUACAAUAGAACUUUUCACUGUCCAAGGGCAGAAAGAGAGCAACCUACCUUGGAUGACCAUCUGAGUGAUAGCAGUUCAAUAUAUGUGUACCUAACAAUAUAUGUGUUGCGUCACCCAGCAACACCAUUCUCUUUCUGAUUUUUUACUGCUUUGUACAGGGAACCAUGAUGGGAUACAUGAGGUCUCUAAAGAUGCUGUUGUUCUCAAGAAAGUCCAGUUGACUGCAAUUCCCUACUUCAUCUACCUGAACGCCAAACCAGAUAAACAGCCUCAGCCCCGGUGAGUGUCCAUUGUGCUCCCUACUUCCUGGUUGAGGCAAAGGCUAAUCUGUGUGCUUCCAAUAGGAGAAUCUCCAUAGUCAAAGUUGGAUGGCAGUCUGCCAUGGAUACUUUAGUUGAAAUUCCUGCAUUUCAGCGUCCCUUCCAACUCUACAAUUCUAUGAUUCUGCCUAUGGACAAACCUGGCAUUCACUCCUUCUUGUAGUUGGGAUAGCAAAGCACCAAAGGCGGCACUCCAAAGGGGUAGCGUUGCCCACUCUAGAAAGGAAGGAGGAAUGCCACACAAAAGGCGAUUUGCAUCAGGGGUCUAGUUUACAAAAGGCAUCCCAAGAGCAGAAUGAGCAGUUCUUUCUGUGACAGGCACCAUCUUAGAUGAGGCAUGCUCUGCUGGGGUGAGAUUGAAGGGAGGGGAACACAACUAAUCAAACAGUUCCUGAUAUAUGCCAUUUACACACACACACACACACACACACACACACACACACACAAUCAGUUAGGGGGAUGCAUUGUUGGUUGCUUCUAACAGGUAUCAGUUGGUCAUUAGUCCAAACUGCUGGAUGUUAGGGCAAACAACAAGGAAUCAGUAUCAUUUUCAUGCCAGCUUGCUGGUGGUUUUGCCAGGGCAUCUGUCUGGAGUGCUGGACUAGGGAGACUUUGAGGAUGAGCCAAGAAGAUAAUUUCUGCAUUCAUGUUCAGCUCCCUCCUCAUUGCUCAUCUUUCUGCUCUCCUAGGCUAGAUCCAGGCUUCACUUUUUCCUCCUUAAAUAGCUCCCACAUUGACCUGCUGGAUGAAACCUGGCACUAUGGGGGCAGUGAACACAGCCGGAAAUAUUUGGCCAACAUGGUGCGAUGUUUCCCCAGUACCUGCAUCCUGGACUCCAAUGGUCAUCCUAUCAGCUGGAUCAUCACGGAAUCUUGGGGCGCAGCUGCACACAGCUAUACCCUUCCAUCCCACCGCCAAAGGGGCUAUUCAUCUAUGGUGCAGAGGGAACAUGGCAUGCGUGUCCAUGCAGCUGGCUUCCCUGUAUAUGGCCAUGUUGCCCUAGAUAAUACCCCCCAGCACAAACUGAUGGACUCCCUGGGCUUCCAAAGAUUAUCUGAACUGUGUCAUUACUGCAUCCAUUCUCCAGCUUCUCAGUGA
This is a messenger RNA of Podarcis lilfordi (Lilford's wall lizard), 3579 nucleotides long. Lineage: Eukaryota; Metazoa; Chordata; Lepidosauria; Squamata; Lacertidae. The record is from the annotation of a GenBank genome assembly.